UGUUGAGGUCGAAGUACAAAGAAUAGGGCUGUACACAAAAUGUCAAACACACGGCAAAGGAAACCAACUCCAGUUAAAAUACAGACGACGCCCCAAAAGGAAGAAGAGAUACAAGUGUUGAGCACUGAUGCAGGCAAGGGAUCUGGACCAGUCUUACCAUGCUGGCUAUGGAGACUGAUACUACUCUGUGUAAAGGUGACCUUGGGAUUUUUGUUUUGUUUGCACGUACUCACCCCAGUGCUUAUCCUGACAAAUCCAUGGAUACAGUCCAAAGCUGUGUUCCUCAAUAACUUCCGGUGGCCUCCAUUUAUAGAUGUUACAAAGCCAGACGAGUUUGGUCUAGGACAUUCUGUCAGGAACUUCUACCUACAGGUGGAGGAGCACAGCAGGGUGGGAGUCUGGCAUUUGAUUCCCCAAUCAGAAGUUGCAUCUGGAGUUGAGUUCAACCAAUAUGAAGACUUGCUCAAGGAUGGUAAACCCAUCUUCCUUUAUCUCCACGGAACGUCGGGGUCAAGGGCUGGUUGGCACAGAGUGCAGCUGUACAAACUUUUGGUUUCCAUGGACUUCCAUGUCAUAGCAUUUGAUUAUAGAGGCUGGGCAGACUCAGUUGGGGUUCCGACCGAGGACGGGGUAGUGGCAGAUGGUUACUUUAUGUACAAGUGGAUUAAACAACGGAGUGGUAACACACCUGUGUACCUCUGGGGACACUCCCUCGGUACCGCAAUAACAACUAAACUGGCAAAGAUGCUGUGUGAGAAAGGUGAGGAACCUCUGGGUGUGGUACUGGAGUCACCAUUUACCAAUAUCAGGGAAGCUGCCUCGAAACAUCCAUUCACAGCACCUUUCCGAAUGUUGCCUUGGUUUGAAGCAGUUUUCCUGGACACCAUUGAUCAGAACAACAUCAGUUUUACCUCUGAUAAAAACAUUGCACAUGUGACAACGCCUCUCCUGAUAAUGCAUGCAGAGGAUGAUAAAGUAGUACCGUUUGAGCUGGGGAAAAAGCUGUAUAGCAUUGCAUCAGAGACACGCCCUACCAACAGUGGCCCACUCGAGUUCAUCUCCUUCAAUGCCAGCUAUGGCUAUGGACACAAACUCAUCUUCAUGGCUCUAGAACUGCCCAAUAUUAUCAGAAAAUUUGCAGACACAUGUGAAGGAGAAAGGACACAAACUGGCCAGGGAAUGCUGUAGACAAUGAUGCCUACAUUACCACAUUAUAUGGCGAUUAGGUGUGACCAAAGUUGUUACAUAGUUGGUAUAACGACAGAGGUACAGUGACAAUCUAUAUCCACCCAAACUGGACAAGACCUAAACAGAGAACAACUGUGUUUUAUAUAUACACAUGUAUAUCAUGUUAUACUAACAGAUAUUUUUCUAAUGUGUCAUAUGAUAUUAUGAUGUUGAUCAGUGAUGAAAGAAACAUCAUUUUAUGGUAAAGUGUUGGUAAAUCAUGGUUAAAUUGGUGUUUGAUUUACAGACAAUCAAUGUUGUUUGGCGUGGCACUCAGACAAAAAAACACCCGAUUAGUUGUCACUGCUAUUAUUUCCAUGAAAUAUGUCCACUGUAUGUUUGACAAUCUGUUAAAAUUAAGGCUCAUCAACCUAGGCCUAAUGCAUUUUUUAACAUUUUUUUUUUGCAAAUGAAUUAGAAUAAGGACAAAAUUAAACAUCAUAAAGAGUUCCAUAAAAAGUUAGUAUGAGAAAAAGGAUUAACAACAGGUGUUUGGUUAGGGCAUGUUUGAUACCAAACUUGUGUUUUUGAUUUUCCUGAUGUUUCUUUAUGGUUUGAGUAGGUCAUAUUGCCCAUUCUUGUAUCUACUUCAAAUAACUGGCAUCAACUGGGGAUGUAUUAAGUUAGUGUUGUCCAGAUUUCCAUUGUUUUAUUGUAAAAUGCCAUAUGUUAUCCAGAGCUCCUUUGUUUUAUCGUAAAAUGCCAAGUGUUAUUCAGAUUUCCUUUGUUUUAUUGUUAAUGCCAUAUUUCCGUGAGUGUAUAAGCUUAGGAUUAAUUCUGUUAAAUGUUUGUAGAAAUAUGUCUGUGUAAACCCAUCCAGGCCUUAGGAUUAGUAAUAUCCUCCAUGUGCUGCUUUGGCGUGCAUUUAGUGUAGUAAUUGUUUGUUUACCUCAGGUUUAUUAACAUAUUUAUGACUUGAUUUUCUCUUUGGCAUGUUGUGGGAUGAUAAAGACUGUUUUUGACAGGUCUGGUGUUGAAACGGACAAAAAGCAUUGUUUCAGAAUUUUUGAUAUUUUCCAUUAUGAUAUAACUAUUGAGAGACUAUUUGAUACCUUGCCUUGUUUACUUGUAAUUAACACAGGUAAUACACAAUCUCCCUGAAGGUACUGGCUGUACCUACAGCCACCUUCAGAUACCAGAUAUUAAUUACAUUUUGUAAAUUUUAUCUUUUUAGUAGUAAAUAUUUCGUGUUUUUUGCCUGUUUUCAAUGAUCUCUUUUAUAUUAUGUGUCUGUCGUUGUGAAGUGUAGAAAUUAUUUAUUUGUUAUAUAAUGGUAUUGGAUCUGUUACAGGGUUUUACUUAAUCCUCUAGAGCUUACUUUGAUUUCCUGGAAUUAGUUUUGACUCGUGUGUAACUAUUUUUGAUAAGAUUUGGUCCUUCUGAUUGUAACCUUUACAACAUUUAUAAAACAAGUUCUUCCACCUUGUAUUGAUCACACAUUUUGGCCCACAUAGAAAGGCACGAGGAGUGUUAUUGGGCAGGAAACGGAGUACCCAGGGAUAACCCAUGUGGUCGGGCAGGUGACCUGAUACUUUUUCACAUUCAAUGAUUGGAGAAUUGAGCCCUGACCGCCGAGGUGAAAGGCAAGUUUGUUACAGCUGUGCUUUCCGAGCCCCACUCGAUUUGCUCUCUUCUCAGAAGAGAAGCCUUCUAAGAAGAUCGUAUUCUGUUAUAUGUAAAUCGAGUAAACCGGUAGAAUAUAACCCAAA
Messenger RNA from Pecten maximus, 2936 nucleotides. RefSeq names its product lysophosphatidylserine lipase ABHD12-like. Gene Ontology annotation, cellular component: endoplasmic reticulum membrane. The transcript is spliced from 12 exons. Lineage: Eukaryota; Metazoa; Mollusca; Bivalvia; Pectinida; Pectinidae. Bases 40 to 1188 code for a protein of 382 amino acids. Gene Ontology annotation, molecular function: phosphatidylcholine lysophospholipase A1 activity; monoacylglycerol lipase activity. Gene Ontology annotation, biological process: monoacylglycerol catabolic process; phosphatidylserine catabolic process. The record is from RefSeq and is a predicted model, not a curated record.